Melampsora larici-populina 98AG31 is the source of this 1197-nucleotide messenger RNA. RefSeq lists its product as uncharacterized. Gene Ontology annotation, biological process: exocytosis. The record is from RefSeq and is a predicted model, not a curated record. The transcript has 7 exons. NCBI's taxonomy places the organism in Eukaryota, Fungi, Basidiomycota, Pucciniomycetes, Pucciniales, Melampsoraceae. Gene Ontology annotation, molecular function: GTPase activity; GTP binding. Bases 184 to 828 code for a protein of 214 amino acids. Gene Ontology annotation, cellular component: recycling endosome.
CAACACUUUCCAUCGUCAUCAUCAUCAUCAUCACCACAACUACCAAGCGACUCAAUCUCAUCAGUUCUUACAACAAACCUUUCAACAACCUCUUAAACCUAUAACUACCUCCACGUAGACCUUCAACUUUUCAACCGAUCAUCAAUUUUCAUACUAUACUAAAGCAUCAAUAACUUUAAUAUCAUGGGUGACGCUACUUCCUACGACUUCUUAUUCAAAGUGGUUUUGAUUGGAGACUCUGGCGUUGGAAAAUCAAACUUGCUCUCGAGAUUUACACGGAAUGAAUUUAAUAUGGAAUCGAAAUCGACUAUUGGAGUCGAAUUUGCAACCCGAAGUAUCGUAGUUGAUUCUAAGACUAUCAAAGCACAGAUUUGGGAUACUGCUGGUCAGGAACGUUACCGAGCGAUCACAUCGGCUUAUUACCGAGGAGCAGUUGGAGCAUUAUUAGUUUAUGAUAUUUCAAAACAACAAUCUUAUACUCAUGUACAAAGAUGGUUAAAAGAAUUAAGAGAUCAUGCUGAUAGUAAUAUUGUGAUCAUGCUUGUUGGUAACAAGAGUGAUCUGAGGCAUUUACGUGCUGUACCUACUGAAGAAGCUAAGGCGUUUGCUGCUGAAAAUAAUUUAAGCUUCAUUGAAACUUCUGCUAUGGAUGCUAGUAAUGUUGAAUCUGCUUUCCAAAACAUCUUGACCGACAUUUAUCGUAUUGUGUCAAGCAAAGCACUAGAAUCAUCAGGCGAUUCAGUUGGUCCCACUUCCGGUUCAACCAUCACUGUUACUCCAACAGCCGAUGACGGAGCAAAAUCAAAUGCAGGUGGCAAAUGCUGUUAAUGUGUGUUUAUCGGUUCAAUUUUUUUUCACAAAUGCUUGUCUUGAUAAUGCUUUCUUUAAAGAAUCACCUUUAUUGUUGUUCAGAAUUUGACUUGCAUCUUCCUUUCCUUUCCUUUUCUACUCUUUUUUAUGAUGGCCUUAUAUUGAUCACUUUGGUAUAGGGGUAUCUUUUCUUUGUUCUUUAACAUACAUACAUACAUCAGAAAAUCAUACAGUUCUAGAUUGUUAUAAAUCUUCUCCUUUCCUUUUUUAGUUUUAUUUUUUUGUUCAAAGGAUUUUUGGUGGUAUAAUGUGGUUGUAGUGGUUUUAUGUUGUGCGAGUGUUGUGUGAGUGGAAAUUAAAGUGGAAGUUUUUUUUAGUGUGUGUUUG